Actinia tenebrosa (Australian red waratah sea anemone) is the source of this 3300-nucleotide messenger RNA. RefSeq names its product A disintegrin and metalloproteinase with thrombospondin motifs 6. Gene Ontology annotation, biological process: proteolysis; extracellular matrix organization. The record is from RefSeq and is a predicted model, not a curated record. Gene Ontology annotation, molecular function: metalloendopeptidase activity. Lineage: Eukaryota; Metazoa; Cnidaria; Anthozoa; Actiniaria; Actiniidae. Gene Ontology annotation, cellular component: extracellular matrix.
ACUUUGUUUGAAUUACAAAGAACAUUUCCAAAGUUUCAGAAUGGGUAUCUACCUAGCUUGGAUCGCUGUCUCACUCACACUACUGGUACAAUCAGGUGUAUUCUGCAAAACCAUCAAUUCAAAGACGAUUCAUCAUUUGAUGACAAAGAGGGAACUUCAGAAGUAUUUCGGCGUCGAAAACCAUGACCAAGUUCCAGAAUAUGACGUCACUCACCCGUACCAGUCCUCUCACGCGGGGGAGUUCGUCACUUAUGACUUGCGCAGUAAGCAUCGUACAAGACGUGAAGUAGAAGCAGAUGACAGACAUCACUAUUCACUAAACGCUUUUGGUAAAACACUCCACCUGAGUCUGCGGAAGAACAAGAAUCUGAUCAAACCAGGACUAGAAGUAGAGUCACAUGCAGAUGGCAAAGUAAAAAAGACAAGAAUAAGUCCUAGUACGCACUAUCUGGGAGAAGUCAGGGAUCAUCCUGAAUCAUCUGUGGCUAUCACCAACCAUGGCGCACUGACAGGGAUGAUAAAACUGCGUGAUGAUGCCUACUUCCUUCACCCUCUUCCUCAUCGCAUAGCGAAGAAAGUCCGUAGAAAUAAGCACAGCGCUGCCCAUAUCAUCUACAAGUACGACCUAGGAGGACCAUCGGAAGACAGCCCCGUUCUAACUAUUGAUGAUGCUGUUAAAAAUAUAAAAGGCUUAAAGAAACGUGUGGUCCAGAGCAAACGAGUCAACGACGAAAAUGACCCGGCCGUUAACUUCACUGAACGAUAUCUAGAGCUGGGGAUGGUGGCAGAUCAACAGGUCAAAGCAAUCCAUGGAAACAAUGAUACAUAUACUGCUGAUUAUCUGCUGACGAUCGGUAACAUUAUGAAUGGAAUCUUUCAUUACGACUCUUUUGGCGAACAAAAAGUGGCCAUCGUCAUUAACAAGAUAUUCAUUCUCACCAAUGAUGAGUUCGGUGCACCUUCUACGAGUAACGCAAGCGUCAAGAUACACACUUUAAUACGUUGGACCAACAAACAAUAUCCAGCGCCCUCUGACGGGAGUAACACGCCUCCACCUUUUGACGCGAUAUCACUUAUUCACAAAGGCGGAAGCUUGAUAGGUCUGGGGUUGUUGAGUGGCUUGUGUGUUGUUCGCAUCGCUCCGUCCAUUGCAGCUGACAUGGGACUCCAAACCGCAUACAAAUUAAGUCAUGAAAUUGGUCAUAACAUGGGAUUGGGUCAUGAUGGAGCCAAUUCGUGCCCUCCUGGUAACAUAAUGAGCACUUCUGUGGUAGGAGGUCCUGAGAUGUUUAGAUGGUCCAACUGUAGCAAAAAUACGGUCCAAAAUUAUCUGAGGGGCCCUAUGUCAUAUUGUUUAAAGGACAAACCACCCACCGAUCGUCCCGCUCUACCCAUCUCGAUCCUUGGCAAACUUCCGGGCGAAGUGAACGAUGGUGAUAUUCAGUGUAAAUACCAGUAUGGAUCGACCUGGCGUCGAUGCCCUCAAGAAUCAGGUAACUGCAAAGCUCUCUUCUGUACAGUAGAUUAUGUGUAUUGUCACAGCUACGCCGCUGCACCUUUGAGUGGAACUUCAUGUGGUGCUAGGAACUGGUGUGUCGAAGGGAAAUGUGUUGAUAAUGGAAGUCCAUACGUCAAUGGUGCCUGGAGUGCUUGGUCUGAUACAUACACGAAGUGUAGUCAAACGUGUGGAGGGGGUGUGCAACACCGUACAAGAACUUGCAGCAAUCCACCACCUCAGAAUGGUGGCGAUCCAUGUGAAGGAAGCGAAUCCGGACACUGGAGAAUUUGUAAUCCAGAGGACUGGAUAAAGCGGACACCAUUCAGUCAUUGCCUCCUGGAACAAUGAAAGCUCAUUUCGAGAAAAGAGGUGCAUCUUGGAAUCUGUUAGGUAUUCAGGAUAAGGCAGGAAAAUAUCUGAUAAGAUUACCCUCUUGGUCAACAUCGGUAAAAGCAGCCGGGAGCAUGAUAGUCUACAAGCACGAAGAAAAUCUAUAUAAAGACAUCCUUGAUAUUGAUGGACCAACAACGGAAACUUUGCUGGUCAAGUUUAUUUAUUUACACGGACGUAACGGAGGAGUUGACUUCAGGUACUAUGCUCCUUCCAACGUGUCCCAACCAUCAACAUAUGUUUGGAAUACCUCUGAUUGGUCUAGCUGUACCAGCACGUGCGCAGGAGGUUAUAAGACGCGAUGGGUUUAUUGCAUUCGUGCUGAUGAUAAAACACACGUUAGUGAAUCAUUGUGUGAUUCAGCAUCCAAACCUCACAUGGGGCAGCCAUGUAACACUCAGGCUUGCCCAGCAGAGUGGCAUCUAACUCGUUGGCAGGAAUGUUCUAAAUCAUGUGGCAAAGGCUCCCAGUCACGUCGUCUGUACUGCCAUAAGAAGAUCAACUCCACAAGCUACGAGGAAUUACCUGACAGCAGUUGUUCAGCCUCUAAUAAGCCCAACGUCACUAAGCUCACUAGAAACUGUAGACAAAUUGAGUGCCCACCCGAUUGGCAGUCCUUGGAAUGGUCUCCAUGCUCGACCACCUGUGGUACUGGAAUCAUUACAAGAAAACUUGUCUGUCGUCAAGUUGAUGCCGAGGGAGUGGUAAAAACGGUAACAAGCACAAUGUGUGAUCAGAUGCCAAAACCAAUUACAUCACAGCCUUGCAACGCAGAUACUCCAUGUGGCCCACCUGAUAAAAUUAAAAUUGCCUGCUUCAAAGCCAAUCCUGUUCCUCUGGAGCAAAUCCUGGGAGAUUUAAGAGGUUCUGUUAAUCUUGAUCACACGGAAAUCGCAGUGGAAAUGUGCCUUAACCUCACUCAUGAAGCUGGGUUUACAUACUUUGCAAUGGCUAACAAUGGCAUAUGUUACUCUGGACCAAACACCAAGACUAAGUACUAUGAGCAGGGUCCAGCAUCGAUGGCUGAUUGUAACAAUGGUAUUGGAAAUCAAGGAUACAUGUUUGUCUACACCAUGGUUCAAUUACCGCCCCUCACAAGUCUUGGCUGUUACAAUGAUCGCAGAACAAAGGCAGCUGUCUUACCAACCCUCUACGCCAACUUUCGCAGUCAGAUCAACUGGCGCAACAUGAACUUGACCAUCAGCCAGUGUGCGCACGUAGCACGUGACAUGGAGCGGUCUUAUUUUGGUAUUCGUUUCUACGGUGAGUGUUACACUGCCCCGGAUGACGAUGCUGCCGCUGCCUAUUCCAGCCAAGGACCGGCAACCAGCUGCUGGAGUGGAGUUGGAUCUAACUACGCUUCCUUUUUCUACACAUUCAAAAAUGUGUAGUAACAUGGUUGAAAAAAAAAA